AUGGGCAAUCAAUACCCACAACAGCAAGGUCAACCUGGGAUGUAUCAAGCUUCAGAUGGGAAAUGGUAUCCUGUCAGUGCGAUGCCUCAAGGACAUCAACACGGAGGAGGGUUCUAUGGACAAUACGGCCAACAACCACCUAUGGCACCGGGUCCACAGCCGGUAUACAUCAAACAACAAAGUGGGGGAGGCGGUGGUGGAGCGGCUUGUGCAUGCUGCGCCGGUAUAUGCGCAGCUAUGACUGGUUUAUGUUGUCUGGACUUGUGUCUUUUCUAA
This is a messenger RNA of Kwoniella botswanensis, 276 nucleotides long. RefSeq lists its product as uncharacterized. The record is from RefSeq and is a predicted model, not a curated record. Lineage: Eukaryota; Fungi; Basidiomycota; Tremellomycetes; Tremellales; Cryptococcaceae. The coding region runs from base 1 to 276 and encodes 91 amino acids. The transcript is spliced from 4 exons.